This is a messenger RNA of Sapajus apella (tufted capuchin), 2568 nucleotides long. It is a transcript of the gene FBXO24, whose product is annotated as F-box protein 24. Lineage: Eukaryota; Metazoa; Chordata; Mammalia; Primates; Cebidae. The record is from RefSeq and is a predicted model, not a curated record. Gene Ontology annotation, molecular function: protein binding.
GCCCAGACUGGUCUUGAACCCCUGGCCUCAAGCCAUCCUCGCACUGUGGCCAUCCAAAAGUGCUGGAAUUUCAGUCAUGAGCCACUGGCACCCAGCCACGGUCUCCUUUUGAAUAUGUUUUUCACGAGACUGAAAAAUCUGCUGAAUCAUUUGUGAGCUAAACAAUUAUUAGCAGAGUCUCCAUUUCACCUGUCAAACUGAGUUUAUAGUUUUUUGAGUUUAUACUCUUGAGCUACCUACCAAUCCCUGGAGGCCUUGGCCUGCUGAGAUGUGAAGAAUUCUCCAGUGUUUCUCUACAGAGUUAGUACUAAAAGGGCCUCAAGUGGGAAAACCUCUUGCUCCCUGAAAUAAAGAUGUCAUCUACCAAUAAUUCACACUUUAUUUCUCCAGUAAAAUGCAUUUCCCUUGAGCCAUUGAUGGCUAGAACUGAGCUAGAACCCAGGAGCUGUUAAGAGAUGGGCCCUGGGCAUUAAGGGGAAUAGGUCACAGUGACUGAACAGUGAGGUCACAGAGAGGUUUGUUGGCCACAGACUCCAUGAGGGAGGGGCCUAGGAGGCAAAGGGGCCCCAGAGGUCCCCCAAGCCUAGGCAGGGGACAUGGUGUGGGAAAGCCAGCAGGCAGGGGGCCAAGGGCCUAGGAGACAGGAGGGCAGGAGCAGGGAGAGGGCAGCCAGGAUAAUGAGGAGAAGCCAGAGACGGAAGCUGCAAAAAUUCACCGGGUUAUGCAGACGGGAGGAGGGGCUCUGGGUGAAGAGAAGCUGCCCUUCUUGUGGCCCGGAGCUUGGGGGUGAAGAGAAGAAGGGGAGAGGGAAUCCGAUUUCUGUCCAGUUGUUUCCCCCAGAGCUGGUGGAACAUAUCAUCUCAUUCCUCCCAGUCAGAGACCUUGUCGCCCUCGGCCAGACCUGCCGCUACUUCCACGAAGUGUGCGAUGCGGAGGGGGUGUGGAGACUCAUCUGUCGCAGGCUGAGUCCGCGCCUCCGAGAUCAGGGUUCUGGAGUCCGGCCCUGGAAGAGAGCUGCCAUUCUGAACUACACAAAGGGCCUGUAUUUCCAGGCAUUUGGAGGCCGCCGCCGAUGUCUCAGCAAGAGUGUAGCCCCCCUGCUAGCCCAUGGCUACCGCCGCUUCUUGCCCACCAAGGACCACGUCUUCAUUCUUGACUAUGUGGGGACCCUCUUCUUCCUCAAAAAUGCCCUGGUCUCCUCCACCCUUGGCCAGAUGCAGUGGAAGCGGGCCUGUCGCUAUGUUGUGUUGUGUCGUGGAGCCAAGGAUUUUGCCUCAGACCCAAGGUGUGACACAGCUUACCGAAAAUACCUCUAUGUCUUGGCCACUCGGGAGCAGCAGGGAGUGGUGGGUGCCACCAGCAGCCGGGCCUGUGACUGUGUGGAGGUCUACCUGCAGUCUAGUGGGCAGCGGGUCUUCAAGAUGACAUUCCACCACUCCAUGAGCUUCAAGCAGAUCGUGCUGGUUGGUCAGGAGACCCAGCGGGCUCUACUGCUCCUCACAGAGGAAGGAAAGAUCUACUCUUUGGUAGUGAAUGAGACCCAGCUGGACCAGCCACGCUCCUACACGGUUCAGCUGGCCCUGAGGAAGGUGUCCCACUGCCUGCCUCACCUGCGCGUGGCCUGCAUGACUUCCAACCAAAGCAGCACGCUCUACAUCACUGAACAGGGGGGAGUGUAUUUUGAGGUGCAUACCCCAGGGGUGUAUCGCGAUCUCUUUGGGACCCUUCAAGCCUUUGACCCCCUGGACCAGCAGAUGCCGCUUGCUCUCUCACUGCCUGCCAAGAUCCUGUUCUGUGCUCUUGGCUACAAUCACCUUGGCUUGGUGGAUGAAUUUGGCCGAAUCUUUAUGCAAGGAAAUAACAGAUAUGGGCAGCUAGGAACAGGGGACAAAAUGGACCGAGGGGAACCCACACAGGUUCGUUACCUGCAGCGGCCCAUCGCCCUGUGGUGCGGCCUCAACCACUCCCUAGUGCUGAGCCAGAGCUCGGACUUCAGCAAGGAGCUGCUGGGCUGCGGCUGCGGGGCUGGGGGCCGCCUCCCCGGCUGGCCCAAGGGGAGUGCCUCCUUCGUCAAGCUCCAAGUCAAGGUCCCUCUGUGUGCCUGUGCCCUCUGCGCCACCAGGGACUGUCUCUACAUGCUAUCCAGCCAUGACAUUGAGGAGCACACCUCCUAUCGUGACCUGCCGGCCAGCAGGGUGGUGGGGACUCCCGAGCCCAGCCUAGGGGCCGGAGCACCUCAGGACCCCGGCGGGACGGCCCGGGCCUGCGAGGAGUACCUCAGCCAGAUCCACAGUUGCCAAACGUUGCAAGACCGCAUGGAGAAGAUGAAGGAGAUCAUAGGGUGGAUGCCCCUGAUGGCCGCACAGAAGGACUUCUUCUGGGAGGCCCUGGACAUGCUGCAGAGGGAUGUGGGAGGUGGGAGUGGGCCCCCAGCCCCUGAGAGCUAGCCCAACCCCUGGAGGGAGUCCGCCCCAGCCAGGGGCUAAGGAGCAAUGACCACUCUGCGCAUGCGUGUGGGAUGGGGUUGCUAGGGGCUGGGGACCACUAGCCAGGGUAGGGCAGGGAAUU